Molecule: messenger RNA, 752 nt
Organism: Glycine soja
Lineage: Eukaryota; Viridiplantae; Streptophyta; Magnoliopsida; Fabales; Fabaceae
Product: probable WRKY transcription factor 50
Exons: 3
Coding region: 42-533 (163 amino acids)
Biological process (GO): regulation of DNA-templated transcription
Molecular function (GO): sequence-specific DNA binding; DNA-binding transcription factor activity
Source: RefSeq, a predicted model, not a curated record
GCCGUGAUAAUUUCUUUUCUAAUAAUUCAGUUUGUACCAAAAUGACAGACAAAAUACCAAAACCACCACCACCAGAUACACCUGACAGUGAUGAUUUCACCAACCAGUGGCCUUUUGAGCUCUCUGAGUACUUGAAAUUCGAUGAUAAUCAGUGGAUGCAUGAUGGUCUUGAGUCAUUUGCUUCUGAGAAUGUCUCAAACCAGGUUCAUCAAGUCAGUAAUGCAGGUGAGUUUGGAGGAGGAAGCAGCCACUUUGAAGGGUCUUCUAGCAAUACUAGCAGUGGACGUGAGAAUAGGGAAGUUAGAGAGAGAGUUGCAUUCAAAAUAAUGUCAGAGAUUGAAGUUCUUGAUGAUGGCUACAGAUGGAGGAAGUACGGAAAGAAAAUGGUGAAAAACAGUCCCAAUCCAAGGAAUUACUAUAGGUGUUCAGUGGAUGGAUGCAACGUGAAAAAGAGAGUGGAGAGAGACAAGGAUGACCCAAGGUAUGUAAUAACAACCUACGAAGGCAACCACACUCAUCCAAGUUCUUCCUAGGUCGAAUAUGAAGAGAAGUUUUGGCAGUGUAUAUAUUAUGUUUUGUUGGCCACAUCUAUUAGUACUUUCUUAUUAAAUACUGCAAGUGCUUUUGCCAUGUUUUUUUUAAGCCAUCAUCAAUGAUAAUAACUAAUAAUAACUGCUCUUGUAGAAUAGAUCUUUAAGGAAAUAUAGGAAAUUAAAGUAUGCUUUUGUUAUCUUUACGACAAAAGUUUCUGA